Messenger RNA from Drosophila takahashii, 2375 nucleotides. RefSeq names its product serine proteinase stubble. Lineage: Eukaryota; Metazoa; Arthropoda; Insecta; Diptera; Drosophilidae. Gene Ontology annotation, molecular function: serine-type endopeptidase activity. Gene Ontology annotation, biological process: proteolysis. The record is from RefSeq and is a predicted model, not a curated record.
CGUACCGCUCACCAGCUUACCAGCCAGCUCGCGGUGUUGAUGGCAUUUUGAUUUUGAAUUUGUCAGCCAACUGUUUAUUAAGUGUUUCGACGCGACGGCAAACUGUUCGCGAACUGCGGCUGCAUUUGGGCGACGCGAAACCGCAGAAAACGCCGAGUGAGGAGUAAAAAAUAUUAAAGAUACACUCUGAAUUAUUGCCAAGCCCGCGAAAGAAGAGUGUGGAAGGUGGAGAAAAUUGUGAGCUUAAUUCCAUUUACUGGGCCGCGCACUCCAACUCGGCCUGCUAUGCAAACGAGGUGCGAUUAUUCAAUCAAAAACUCGCGCCGCUACGUGAAUUAAGUGAAACACAAUUGCAGAAAUCAGUGACAGGCGGUGGCAACAACAAGUGUAAACAACAACGAAAGUAUUGCAAAAUGCGCUCUCCGCAGCAACUGCUAGUGUUGCUGCUUGCAACAGCUGCAGCUGCGCACAGCAGCAAUUACAACUCGGUGUACAACGAGGUGAUUCCGCCGGAGCUCAAGCAGGCCAUUGAUAAGGAGCUGCCCAAGGAGGCCAAGUUCUUCGACGAGCUGGACUUGAUACCGCAGUCGUGCCGCUUUCGUGGCCACAAGUUCGAGUGCGGCCUGUCCAUCUCAUGUGUCUUGGGCGGCGGCAAGCCGCUGGAUCUUUGCUCCGGCGGCAUGAUCUGGUCGUGCUGCGUGGACAAAGAUCUCGACGCCGAGGAGAGUCCGCACGCCGCCCCGGUCAACAACACGAGCGACAUAAUACACUUGCAUGACAUUUAUCCCGACCUGUCGACGAACGCCAACAAGCCGCAGCACCACCUGCACCACCACAGUGGCAACGGCCUGUCAGCGGCCCCGUCCACCUCAUCCACGGCGUCCUCCUCCGCACGACCGGCUUAUCCCAGCAGCAGCUACUACGGCACCAAGCGACCAACCCUCUACAGCGGUUCCAAUCCCUAUAAGCCAGGCUCGGGUUCCAGCCGACCAUCCUCCUCCUCCUCGUCCAGCCUGAACAGCUGGGAGCACGAGAGCGGCGGCCACUUGGGCUCCGUCAGUGGGAUCACCAACCAUCUGGACAGCUUCUUUGAUGCCGAGUCCCCCUCGCCGUCGUUGGACUCAUCCGGCGCACCACCGCCCCACGAACCGCUGCCCAACGCCCAGGCCUUCGCCGUGGGCAAUGUCCUGGACCUGAACGCUGGCGAGGCAGCGGAGGAGUACCAGAGUGGAGGCUACCACGAUGCCAGCUAUCGUCCAGUGCCGGGCUGCGGCGAGGUCUACACGCGGUCCAAUCGCAUUGUGGGUGGGCAUUCCACGGGCUUUGGCUCCCAUCCCUGGCAGGUGGCGCUAAUAAAGAGUGGAUUCCUCACGCGAAAGCUCAGCUGCGGUGGUGCACUGAUCUCCAACCGAUGGGUGGUCACGGCUGCCCACUGUGUGGCUACCACUACCAACUCCAACAUGAAGAUCCGACUGGGCGAAUGGGAUGUCCGUGGCCAGGAGGAGCGGCUAAAUCACGAAGAGUAUGGCAUCGAGCGGAAGGAGGUGCACCCGCACUACAAUCCCGCCGACUUCAAGAAUGACGUGGCCCUGAUCCGCUUGGACCGGAAUGUGGUCUACAAGCAGCACAUUAUUCCCGUCUGUCUGCCGCCUUCGUCCACCAAGUUGACGGGCAAAAUGGCCACUGUGGCGGGCUGGGGGCGUACGCGACAUGGCCAGAGCACAGUACCCUCCGUGCUGCAGGAGGUGGACGUGGAGGUGAUCUCCAAUGAUCGCUGCCAGCGAUGGUUCCGCGCGGCAGGAAGACGCGAGGCCAUUCAUGAUGUCUUCUUGUGCGCAGGCUACAAGGAUGGCGGGCGGGAUUCCUGCCAGGGCGACAGCGGCGGGCCGCUAACGCUGACCAUGGACGGUCGCAAGACAUUAAUUGGACUCGUGUCCUGGGGCAUCGGCUGUGGGCGGGAACACCUGCCCGGCGUCUACACCAACAUCCAGCGCUUCGUGCCCUGGAUCAACAAGGUCAUGGCCAAUGACAACGCGUAGGCGCCACUGCACCGCGGAGACGCAUCCCGUUAGCCAGGCCAUGUGAUUCCUCUACGACUCGGGGUUGCUAGUGUGUAAGACCAAGGUCUUUUUUCGGCCUUGUAUUUAUUUUACCCGUAUUCCAUCUCCUAGGGAUCCCCCGCAAUCUCCCUUCGGUCGAUCCUUUCGCCUUUCAUUCGUUUCUCAUUGCAUUACACGCAUUCGAUUUAAGUUUUCGAUAUUUAUUAUACACUGCUCGACGCAAGAUUCCUACAUUUGAGAUCCACUUUCACUUACAUUCAUAUUUAUAACUUUAAUUAUGUUUUAAAAUACAAUAAAAAGAAUUAAAAUUUUAAA